UUGGUUACUUCCUUGUCUUCCUUGUCAACUCUCACACCGAGCAGCGGCAUCCACAAGGAUACAAAUCUUACAUUGUGGAAUCAGAAAUAAUUUAGGCCACUAAAAGAUACUGGCAAUUAACAUGAGCAUUGGAAUCUUCUCCCAAUUCCACAAUGACAUCCUCAUUUUAAGAUCUCUCAAUGCAGAAGAACUCCCGAGUGUGCGACCCUGAACUGUCCGAAAAAUGAAGCAAACUCUGGUCUGGGUGUUGAUGGUACCUUUCUUUUGCCUCCUAGAUCCGACGGGUUCGGUGAUCGAAGCGGAGGUCAGGAGUUCGCUAAUCAGCUUCCUAGGCAACCUCUCCAACGGCGAUACCAAGCUCGCCACUGAUCUCAGAUGGGAGCAAGAGUCCGACCCCUGCAUCGACAGCUGGAACGGUAUAGUUUGUAAUGUGGAAAAAGCUUCCGUGACGAGAUUGCACCUUGAAAGGCUCAAUCUUUCGGGGAGCCUCGAUAUGGGUUCUCUCUGCAAUGUGCCUGUCAUCGCGAAUUCUCUCGCUCGCCUCAUUCUCAAUGGGAACUACCUUGGCGGUGGAUUGCCCGCCGAGAUCUCAGUUUGCAGGCAGCUCACUCACUUGCAAAUCGGCGGGAACAAGUUCGAGGGGAAACUUCCCGACUCGCUAGCUUCGAUGGAUAAUCUCAAAGCUCUUAAUGUUUCGUACAAUAAUUUUUCUGGCACCCUGCCGAAUUUGUCCAGGAUUUCGGGGCUACAGACUUUCCUGGCUCAGGAAAAUCAGCUGAGCGGGAAGAUUCCCGUGUUCGACUUCUACAACUUCGAUGACUUCAAUGUCUCCUUCAACAACUUCAGCGGCCGAAUCCCGGAUGUCGACGGUUAUUUCAAUUCGAGUAGCUUUAUGGGCAACCCUUUGCUGUGUGGAAAUCCGCUCCAGAAUAGCUGUCCACGAGAUAAAGGGAAAGGCAUCUCGAGCGAGCAGGAACUUAUGUACUCGGGCUAUGCAAUACUAGGUUCGGUUCUUGUGGGCGUAGUUGUCUUCAAGCUCUGCAAGAAAAAGAGGAAGACGGACAAGGUUGACACAGAAAACGUGGUAUUAGCGAUCGACGGAAGCGGGAGCAAAGCUACUGUUCCAUCAAGUGAACACAAAACUAGUGCUCCACUAGACAGAUCAGAAGUUUCGGCUAACUCAGUUGAGAGUAGAAUGGUCUCGUCUUCGCUCGUAGUUGUCACAAGCCCAACUGUGAACGGGCUGAGGUUCGAAGAACUACUUCAGGCUCCGGCUGAAUUGCUCGGGAGAGGGAAGCACGGGAACCUCUAUAAGGUCAUAUGCGAAAACGGGGCAAUGUACGCUGUGAAGAGGAUCAAGGAUUGGGCAAUCUCGAGUGAGGACUUCAAGAAGAGGAUGCAGAAGAUAGACCAAGUGAAGCAUCCGAAUGUGCUCUCGGUCGUCGCCUUCUACUCCUCCAAGCAAGAGAAGCUCCUGGUCUACGAAUUUCAGCAAAAUGGAAGCCUGUUCAGGCUCCUUCAUGGAACCCAAAUGGGAAAAGCAUUCGAGUGGGGCAGCAGACUCAACUUUGCAGCCAGCAUCGCCAAGGGUCUCGCCACUAUGCAUCGAGAGCUUCGUGACGUCGACAUUGCACAUGGCAAUCUGAAAUCUUCCAACAUCCUGCUUACUAAGGACAUGGAGCCCUGCAUCAGUGAGUAUGGUCUAAUGGUGCCGUACGAUCACCAAGACCUGACUCCAUCGAUCACCCCCGCGUUCAAACCAGACGAGAAAUCCAAUUCGAGCGCGUCGAGGGCCUUCGGUUCGGACGUGUACAGUUUCGGCGUGAUCCUCCUCGAGCUGCUGACCGGGAAGACGGUCCACAACAACAACGGAUUCGACUUGCCCAAGUGGGUCGUCUCUGUCGUUCAGGAGGAGUGGACCGUGGAGGUGUUUGACAAGUCCCUGAUCUCGGAAGGAGUGAGCGAGGAGCGGAUGGUGAACUUGCUCCAGGUGGCCAUCAAAUGCGUCAACCGCUCGCUGGAGGCCAGGCCGAGCAUGGCCCAGGUCUCUUCCAUGAUCGCCACGAUAAAAGAGGAGGAAGACAGGUCUCUAGCAUAUGAACCCUGAUGUGGCUUAAACCUUCCCUCUUGCCAAAGGUACAAGGUCAUAGGGAGGACAAAUGAAUCCUGAUAGAAUUUGCAAUUAUGUGGUAAUAGGAAUCAGGCGAAGGAGAUAGUAAAAUUUCUAGCCAGUUUGAAGUAUGACUCUGGCUUUUUGAUCAAUAAUUAAGCAGUAAACACUGCUUUCA
This is a messenger RNA of Syzygium oleosum, 2288 nucleotides long. RefSeq names its product probable inactive receptor kinase At2g26730. Gene Ontology annotation, biological process: protein phosphorylation. The transcript is spliced from 2 exons. Bases 224 to 2107 code for a protein of 627 amino acids. The record is from RefSeq and is a predicted model, not a curated record. Lineage: Eukaryota; Viridiplantae; Streptophyta; Magnoliopsida; Myrtales; Myrtaceae. Gene Ontology annotation, molecular function: protein kinase activity; protein binding; ATP binding.